AUGUCUACAGCAUCUAAGGUUACUUUAGGUACUUCAAUAGCUUUUGCUAUUGGAUCUUUUGUAUUCAUAAAUUACUCCCAACAAACUGAAAGACAGAGUUUAAGAGAGGGUCCUAUCAAAGACGCCAUCAGAAUCGAGGAAAAACGGAAAAAGUUGAUGAGAAACAGUUUGGAACAUCAGGAACAGAAACAAUUGAAGGAACAAAUGGAAAAAGUUCAACCUUUGACGGGGGAGAUUAUUACUGGUCCAUUAGAGAAGUAA
Messenger RNA from Yamadazyma jaroonii, 261 nucleotides. The record is from the annotation of a GenBank genome assembly. Lineage: Eukaryota; Fungi; Ascomycota; Pichiomycetes; Serinales; Debaryomycetaceae.